AUGACAGCACAUGUUGGCGACUUUGGCAUUGCGAAGAUGCUAGUUGGUCACAAAUCUUCAACUCUUACAAGCACCCUUGGAACCACCAGAUACAUUGUGCCAGAAUUCGGGGCCGCUGGAAAGGUGUCGACCAAAGCAGAUGUCUACAGCUAUGGGAUUCUUCUGCUUGAGAUCAUGUUGCAGAAGGCCAUCUUCUGGAGCAAAAUGACUGAAACUCUUCGAAAUGAAAUGCUUGUCAUGAUCAUGGAGACAGGGUUGUCCUGUUCAAGGAAAUCACCAACUGAGAGAGUGGACAUGAAGGAGGUGGUCGCCAGGCUUAAAAUGAUACCAUGGAAGGCUUCCCCUGUGGAAGAAUGA
Messenger RNA from Nymphaea colorata (pocket water lily), 357 nucleotides. RefSeq names its product LRR receptor kinase SERK2-like. Gene Ontology annotation, biological process: protein phosphorylation. Gene Ontology annotation, molecular function: protein kinase activity; ATP binding. The transcript has 3 exons. Lineage: Eukaryota; Viridiplantae; Streptophyta; Magnoliopsida; Nymphaeales; Nymphaeaceae. The record is from RefSeq and is a predicted model, not a curated record. Bases 1 to 357 code for a protein of 118 amino acids.